AUGAACCAAUCAAACCCACCCCAAAGCUGUUCCUUUGACUCUAUUGACAUAAAUAUGGACAUUGUCCGGAUGGUGAUCUAUAUCCCAACCUUCAUCUUGGGACUGAUCCUCAACGUGCUGGCGAUGCGUGUCUUCUGGUCCUUGUGUAGGGAAAAUUCAGAUCAUUUGACCACCUACAUCUGCAUGAUCAACCUGGCUAUCUUUGACCUUCAGCUCCUGGUCUCCCUCCUUUUCAAGAUGGUCCUGGCUAAGAAGCCCACGACGAAUGUCCUGUGCACCAUUGCGGAAUGCCUCUAUUUCGUCAGCAUGUAUGGAAGUGUUUUCACAAUUGUUUUCAUCAGUUUUGAUAGAUAUAUUAGAAUAAAAUAUCCAUUUUGGGCACAUCAUUCCAGAACUCCCAAGAUGAGCGUGAUGGUAUGCUGCUGCAUUUGGGUUGUGGUUUGGGUUGGCAGCAUUCCCAUUUAUGAUUUUCAUCCAACUGGUAAUGUAAAAUGCUUCCACAAUAUGUCAAGGGGUUCGUGGGAAACCACUCCCAUUGUCUGCCUAGAAUUGUUUGGGUUCGUCAUCCCGUUGGCCGUUGUUUCUUAUUGCUCCUUCCAUAGCAUAGUUAUUCUUCUCCGAGACAAUACAGCGACCCAGAAAAGGGCCUGUAUUUGGACCAUCGUCAUCAACUUCAGUGUGUUUGUGGCUUCCUUCUUGCCGGUUCAUCUCGGGAUCUUCUUGCAGUUUCUGGUUAAAAGGGAUGUCAUCCAGGGCUGUAUGGCUAGGCAGGCCAUUAUUGUCUUCUUACAGCUGACGAUGUGCUUUGCCAAUGUCAAUUGCUGCCUCGAUGUUUUUUGCUACUACUUUGUGGCCAAAGAAUUCAUAAAGGGAGCUCAGGAUCAAGGAAGUUCAAUCUUUGUUAUGUCUCGUCACUUGUCAAGAAGACUCAGUGCCAGCCUCAUGACUGGGUCCCGUCAUAAAUGCACCAAGGGUAAAGAAUUGGCAGAGAAUGAGGAGGAAGAGGAGGAGCGUGGCUGA
Messenger RNA from Tachyglossus aculeatus (Australian echidna), 1020 nucleotides. Its product is annotated as G-protein coupled receptor 55-like. Gene Ontology annotation, cellular component: membrane. Gene Ontology annotation, molecular function: G protein-coupled receptor activity. Gene Ontology annotation, biological process: phospholipase C-activating G protein-coupled receptor signaling pathway; positive regulation of Rho protein signal transduction. The coding region runs from base 1 to 1020 and encodes 339 amino acids. The transcript has a single exon. The record is from RefSeq and is a predicted model, not a curated record. Lineage: Eukaryota; Metazoa; Chordata; Mammalia; Monotremata; Tachyglossidae.